AUGGUACGACCACACACCUGGCCUGCAAAUCCUGACAGGACCACACACCUGGCCAGCAACACUUGGCAGAACCAGGUGUUGUCUAGCCAGUGGUCGUCUGGCCAGUGGACGUCUGGCCAGUGGUCGUCUGGCCAGUGGUCGUCUGGCCAGUGGUCGUCUAGCCAGUGGUCGUCUGGUCAGUGGUCGUCUGGCCAGUGGUCGUCUGGCCAGUGGUCGUCUGGCCAGUGGUCGUCUGGCCAGUGGUCGUCUGGCCAGUGGUCGUCUGAUGAGUGGUCGUCUGGCCAGUGGUCGUCUGGCCAGUGGUCGUCUGGCCAGUGGUCGUCUGGUCAGUGGUCGUCUGGCCAGUGGUCGUCUGGCCAGUGGUCGUCUGGCCAGUGGUCGUCUGGCCAGUGGACAUCUGUCCAGUGGUCGUCUGGCCAGUGGUCGUCCGGCCAGUGGUCGUCUGGCCAGUGGUCGUCUGGCCAGUGGUCGUCUGGCCAGUGGUCGUCUGGCCAGUGGUCGUCUGGCCAGUGGUCGUCUGGCCAGUGGUCGUCUGAUGAGUGGUCGUCUGGCCAGUGGACGUCUGUCCAGUGGUCGUCUGGCCAGUGGACGUCUGUCCAGCGGUCGUCUGGCCAGUGGUCGUCUGGCCAGUGGUCGUCUGGCCAGUGGUCGUCUGGCCAGUGGACGUCAGUCCAGUGGUCGUCUGGCCAGUGGUCGUCUGGCCAGUGGUCGUCUGAUGAGUGGUCGUCUGGCCAGUGGUCGUCUGGCCAGUGGUCGUCUGGCCAGUGGUCGUCUGGCCAGUGGUCGUCUGGCCAGUGGUCGUCUGGCCAGUGGUCGUCUGGCCAGUGGUCGUCUGGCCAGUGA
Messenger RNA from Procambarus clarkii (red swamp crayfish), 843 nucleotides. RefSeq lists its product as uncharacterized. Lineage: Eukaryota; Metazoa; Arthropoda; Malacostraca; Decapoda; Cambaridae. The record is from RefSeq and is a predicted model, not a curated record.